GCCCACGUUGAUUGAAUGUACAAUUCCCUCUUACUACGUUCUGCAUCUCGACAUUACUUCAAAAGAGCAUUCACAAGCACAGCAAUCAGAAUGGGUGUAGAGAUCAAGGUUAUCACUCCAGGAGAUGGUGUCAACUUUCCUAAACCUGGUGACACUGUCAAAAUCCACUACACGGGAACACUGCAAGAUGGAAGCAAGUUUGAUUCUUCCAAGGAUCGUAACGAGCCUUUCGUCACGCAAAUCGGCGUGGGCAGAGUGAUUAAAGGUUGGGACGAAGGUGUGGUCAAAUUGUCCGUUGGGACAAAAGCUCUUUUGAUCUGUUCCCCGGAUUACGCAUACGGUCCCCGUGGUUUCCCGCCCGUCAUCCCGGCCAACGCUACGCUCAACUUCGAAGUCGAGUUGCUCGCCAUCAACUAAGCGUGCGUAUCAAAGGUGCGCGAGAAAGUCGGUAGAAAGAAGAAUGUAGCAAAGAUGAAUGCGUCACUGAUCAUG
Messenger RNA from Tremella mesenterica DSM 1558, 492 nucleotides. Its product is annotated as FK506-binding protein 1A. The transcript is spliced from 6 exons. NCBI's taxonomy places the organism in Eukaryota, Fungi, Basidiomycota, Tremellomycetes, Tremellales, Tremellaceae. The record is from RefSeq and is a predicted model, not a curated record. Gene Ontology annotation, molecular function: peptidyl-prolyl cis-trans isomerase activity. The coding region runs from base 91 to 417 and encodes 108 amino acids.